AUGCAGGUAUGGCGGCGGACUUUCGCCACGUCUGUCGCAAGACUUGGGUCUAGCUCAAAGACCAAUGUACGUCCCGCACUUCUGCGAUGUGCGCAGAUCCUCCAGGCUAGCAAGGAGGAGGGAAGCUGCAGCUUGGAAGACCAGGAAGUCACAGUGAAUGGAUUCAUUAGAUCCGUUCGAAAGCAAAAAAAGUAUGCUUUUGCGGAAAUCUCAGAUGGCUCUACUGUGGAACCAUUGCAGGCCAUCUUGAAGUCGGCACAAGCUGCUGAGCUUUCCACUGGUGCCGCAGUCGAAAUCACAGGAAUAUGGAAAGCAUGUCCACCUGGCAAGGAGCAGACACAUGAGCUUCAGACAACUGAUGUGACUGUUGUCGGAGCAUCGGAUCCUGAGACGUUUCCGAUUCAAAAGAAGUAUCAAACUGUCGAUUACCUCCGACAAAUCCCCCAUCUUCGCAUUCGAACGCCAUUCCAGUCUCUACUUGCCCGAUUUCGCUCCGAAUGUUUAUUCCAGCUAGGCAAUGUCUUCCAUUCAAUGCCUCACGGCGGGUUCACACAAGUUCAGCCUCCAAUAAUCACAUCUUCCGAUUGUGAGGGCGCAGGCGAAACAUUCACGCUCCUCCCGCGGGGCGCUGCCGCGCCUUCAGACACGGAGGCCGAGCAUUUCUUCCGGACACCGAAAUACUUGACCGUAUCGUCGCAAUUACACCUCGAGGCAUAUGCUGCCGAAUUGGGCAAUGUCUGGACAUUGACGCCUGUGUUCCGAGCGGAGAAAAGUGACACUCCGCGUCAUCUCAGCGAGUUCUACAUGCUCGAAGCCGAGGUCAACUUCAUGUAUGACUUGGAUUCGCUCACGGGUUUAGUGGAGAAUACGCUUCGUGACUUGACCCGUCGAUUGUACGAGCGUCCCGUCGGACAGGAGAUUUUGUUAGCAAAGCGGACCGGCGAAUCUGGACAGGAAAGCAGUCCGGGGCAGUCGGUGAAGGAUCUACGUCAAAGAUGGACGGCCCUGAUGGACGGUCCUCCAUGGCAUCGCAUUACAUACACAGAGGCGAUGAAAAAAUUGCAGCAGGCGGUUGUAGAAGACGGUGCCUUAUUUGAGCAUUCUCCGACAUGGGAUGGAGGUCUACAGACCGAACACGAGAAGUACCUUGUCGAGGUGCUGCACCACGGCACUCCAGUCUUCGUCACCAAUUACCCCAAAGCCAUCAAGCCAUUCUACAUGGCACCAUCGCAGGUCGGCGAGAACGAGAUCACAUCAGGAGAGACGGUCGCCUGCUUUGACCUGCUUCUCCCCGAGGUCAGCGAAGUCGCCGGUGGCUCCUUGCGCGAGCAUCGUCUGCCCAAUAUCAUCCAGAACAUGCGCGAGUACGGUCUAAUAAAAAACCGUGCCUCCAUGGAACCCGACGCUCCAGCCCCGACCGAGCCGUUGUACCCUCAUCUGUCCCCGGGUGAGGAUCUGGGCCAUCUCCAAUGGUAUGCUGACCUUCGCCGGUGGGGUUCUGCGCCGCACGGAGGCUUUGGACUUGGAUUUGAUCGGUUCCUGGGCUACCUGUCUGGAGUUUCUAGCGUCCGGGAUGUUGUGCCAUUCCCCCGAUAUUUUGGCCGAGCCGACUGUUGA
Penicillium maclennaniae is the source of this 1617-nucleotide messenger RNA. Its product is annotated as asparagine--tRNA ligase SLM5. Bases 1 to 1617 code for a protein of 538 amino acids. Gene Ontology annotation, molecular function: asparagine-tRNA ligase activity; nucleic acid binding; ATP binding. Gene Ontology annotation, cellular component: mitochondrion. NCBI's taxonomy places the organism in Eukaryota, Fungi, Ascomycota, Eurotiomycetes, Eurotiales, Aspergillaceae. The record is from RefSeq and is a predicted model, not a curated record. The transcript has 3 exons. Gene Ontology annotation, biological process: asparaginyl-tRNA aminoacylation.